CAGCAGUGUUCUAUCCAGAUUUCCUCUUGAUAGUCCAUACUUUGGCCUUCCCCGCGAAUUGGAACACUUUCGUCUGCAGCAUUUGCAAAUAGAGAGAGAGCGAAAAAUCAGAGAUGAGUUUGCGGCUUCUCCUCCUCCCUCAAGGAGCAGAUCAUCCUCCCCGUCCAGCCCGAAGAUAGAUGUUGGCAGUCGUUCCAGAGACUCAAGCCCUCCAAGAAGCCCACCAGGAACUGACCCGCCCCAUGACGACGGGAUGCUGCAAAGAGUCUCUGACGAGAGCAGAGAGGAUCAGGAGGUUCCCAACAGCGACGAUUCAAGGGCAUUUGUAAGAUACGGCGAACGGAAAGGCUCGCCUGAACCUAAAAGUCCUACACCGUCCCCCUCCGAGCCGCUGCGUCUCCCUCACCACUUCUCUCCCUCCGCCCUGGCCACCAGCAUUUACUCCUCCGCCCCCCAUCACUCCGUCCUGUCGUCCUCACCUGCCUCCAUGUCUGCAGCAGAGGUUGCCAGAAAUUACUUCAGCAGCUGCAUGUACCCGCCGGGAGGAGGCUCGGCGGGCUGUCCCCCUGACUCUCGGACAGCUCUCUCUUACUUCCUCGUGCGUCCUGAGGCCAAAUACCCGCAUUCCCCGGCGCUGCUGCCAGCCCUAGCGCCGGCACUCAGCUCAUCUUCGCCGCCCUCCGUCGUCCAGUGAGGUCUUGAGGGAGUCCUGAAGAAGUCCGUUAAAGAAAUAGACAGCUCACA
Molecule: messenger RNA, 744 nt
Organism: Scylla paramamosain (green mud crab)
Lineage: Eukaryota; Metazoa; Arthropoda; Malacostraca; Decapoda; Portunidae
Product: arginine-glutamic acid dipeptide repeats protein-like
Exons: 2
Coding region: 254-694 (146 amino acids)
Source: RefSeq, a predicted model, not a curated record